AUGUCUGACACAGUCGAGUCCCCGCCGGCCGACAUGGCAUCCUUCCGGUCUCGCGUCGUUGGCACCUGGGGUCUGGUGUCGUACGUCGGCAUCAACCUUGAGAACCCGGAAGAUAUCAUCUACCCAAUGGGCAAGGAGUGCAAAGGUCAAAUCAUGUAUAGCAACGACGGGUACAUGGCAGCUUUGCUACAAGAGGCGGACCUCAAACCAUCCGACCAUGACUGGAAAGAAGGCACCACCGAAGAGCUGGCCUAUGCAGCGAAGAAGACCCUCGCGUACUGCGGCCCCUUCUACCUUGACGAAACACGUGGAAAGCAGCAAAAGAUCGUCCAUCAUGCUCAAAUGAGUGUUCCGGCCAACUGGAUCAACACUCUGCAAAUCCGAUGUGCUGAUCUGUUUGAGGAAGACGGCCAGGACUACAUCAUACUGGGACCGGAGUCUCCGACCGAAUGGCAGGGUGUCAAGCGGCUUCUUCGGCUGAAAUGGCGAAAGCUCACACAGAACGAUGCGACUCAGCCUCCAGCAGACGCCAAAGAGCUGAAGAUUUAA
This is a messenger RNA of Fonsecaea multimorphosa CBS 102226, 549 nucleotides long. RefSeq lists its product as uncharacterized. The record is from RefSeq and is a predicted model, not a curated record. The coding region runs from base 1 to 549 and encodes 182 amino acids. The transcript has a single exon. Lineage: Eukaryota; Fungi; Ascomycota; Eurotiomycetes; Chaetothyriales; Herpotrichiellaceae.